AUGGUUCCAGCUUCCACCGGCUUUUGGGACAACUUGCCCAAGAUUCAGUUGACCAAAAACGCGCGGAGAGAACUCGAUCGGAGAAACACUCAAGCGGCUCUAAACUCCCAAUUGGCCGACCUACACUCGCACCAGCAGAUCACACAGACACAGUCUACGUGCUCACAGUCUACAUGCUCUCAGUCUCUCAUACCAGCUUCUGAAUAUCUCGGUAGUUGUAGACCGAAGACUUUGGCGAAGAUCAAACUGUCUGCUAGAAACGGCGGCCCAUAUUUAUCAGACCUCAGGGAUCCUCUCAACCGAGCGAUGUCAUUUAAGCUAAAUCCCUCGGACACUGAAAGGGACACUGAAAUGGACACUGAAAUAGCGCAACGCAGCCAAUCUUGCGGCCCGUAUGACGGGAAUUUUGUGCAGAACCUCGAGGAUGGUGGUGUCUACCUUGACGCCCAUGAGUUCCCAAAACCAGCCAAUUGGACGGAGAUCCAUCAACGAUUGUCGCAACCCAGACCAUCUCUUUCGGGCUCCAUGUUCUCAGAAGAAGAGUUUUUGGACUUUGUGGCAAGGGAUGAAUCGGCAAAGAACGAGAAGAUGGUCAAAAUACGAGUGAUUCCUAUCAUCGAAGGGAGAGUUAAGGAUUGGAAAUGCGUUGCCGGUGAGAAUCCAUUCACCAACCUCGACCCCCUAACAGCUUUCACGCUUGCUCCCGGGACUCCAGACACCUACUACGGGGCGCGUCCGGAGCAGCUUAGUCUACAAGUGCGUGAUGAACUCAGCAACCAGAUUAUCCCAUCGCCAGAAGUUGGUCUUCCUAUGGUACCGAAUUUCUUCCUCCAAGUGAAAGGACCGAAUGGAACCCCGGCUGUCGCGAUACGUCAAGCUUGCUACAAUGGUGCACUAGGAGCAAGAGGUCUGCACAGCUUACAGUCAUACGGCCAAGAUCAUCUACCGUCCGACAACAAUGCUUAUACAAUCACGAACACAUACUUGGACGGUACGCUCAAGAUGUACCUCACUCAGCGCACUCAGUCAUCUAGUCCCGGCAGUCGACCCAAAUAUUACAUGCAUAUGCUCGGAGGUUGGUGCAUGACGGGCAAUCUCAAAACAUUCCGAGAGGGUGCUGCAUACUACCGAAACGGCAUGGAAUGGGCAGAGGAGCAGAGGAAUGAGGCUAUUAGGCGGGCAAACGAGAGAGUGGGCUGGGAGCCCCCUCGCCGGUAUCUAAGGAAACAGUGA
Messenger RNA from Capronia epimyces CBS 606.96, 1233 nucleotides. RefSeq lists its product as uncharacterized. The coding region runs from base 1 to 1233 and encodes 410 amino acids. The transcript is spliced from 2 exons. Lineage: Eukaryota; Fungi; Ascomycota; Eurotiomycetes; Chaetothyriales; Herpotrichiellaceae. The record is from RefSeq and is a predicted model, not a curated record.